GCACAUGUGUGUGUGAAUGCACAUCCGUGUGUGUUUAUGUGUGUGUGUGUUUGUCAGCAGCAUGGCAUUGCCCAGCCUCGGAAGGAAUGGCAAGACUCUGGGUUGAGGGACGUGCUCAGAGUGAACAAAUCAUGCUAAUUGUUUUGGGAAGACUGUGGAAGUUAGACCCAAGAUGAAGGCACAGAAGGAGGCUUUCUCUUGGGCAUCAGCUGCUUUUGCUGCUCCUCUCCUCCUGAUCCUUGCAGUUCUGAUUCACUCAGCAUGUGUUCAAGGAGUGAACAUCACCAGUCUUGAGACUCUAAUCAGAGGGACGGUGGGUGGAGAAGCUCUGCUUUCUGUCCGAUACUCAAGCACCAGUAUGGAUCAUCCUGUAAUCAAAUGGCAGCUGAAGAGGGACAAACCUGUUACAGUGGUCCAGUCCAUCGGCACAGAGAUCAUCGGUAACCUGCGACCAGAAUACAGAGACCGUAUCCUUGUUUUUGAGAACGGGACACUGCUGCUCCAUAACCUCAAGCUGUCUGAUGAGGGCACUUAUGAAGUAGAGAUCUCCAUCACUGAUGACACCUUCACUGGAGAAAGCAGAAUCAAUCUGACGGUGGAUGAGCCAAUCUCUAAGCCAUAUGUCCACAUGGCCACCUCCACUGUGCUGGAACUGACGGAGAAUUUCACACUAAACUGCACCCAUGAAACUGGCACUAAGACUACCUACAGUUGGGCAAAAGGUGGUCAUCCAUUACUAAACGAGACCCGUCUGCUGCUGUCACCAGACCAGAAGGUCCUGACCAUCACACGUGUUCAGAUGGUUGAUGAUGAUGUCUACAGCUGUAUGGUGGAGAACCCUAUUAGUAGCAUGAGAAGCCCACCAGUCAGACUCACCGUUUACAAAAGAAGCUCUCUUUAUAUCAUACUGUCUACAGUGGGCAUCUUCCUCCUUGUCACUCUUGUAACUAUGUGUGCUUGCUGGAAGCCGUCAAAGAAAUCAAAAAGACAGAAGUCCAAAACUAUUAAACCAAGAUCUAUUCAACAAAACCAUCACAUCAGGUAUCAAGACGUCAAGCCAGAGGAUGAUGCCAUCCCAAUAAUGACUGAUCAUGAGCGCAGGAAUCCUGUAUCACUCUACAUCCUAAAAGAGAAGGAGUCUCCUCCUGGAGAACCAGCGUCAAUGUGUGAAACAUGCACCUCCAACAGCAGCAGCCCUCCGAGCUACAGCAGCUCAAUACCUCCUCCAUCUGACUCGCUUGAGCUGCCAGCACGCUCCUCUCGCAGAUAUCCUCGCACCCCGACUAAAUCCCCACCGCACCAUCGCCGGAGGAAGGGACACAGCCAGAGCCCACCAGCCCCUUCCUCGCCCCGCAACCAAGGGUCCGGUCGGGCCUCUCAGCGCCCUGCGUCAUCGUCUCCAGCCAGGAUACCUAAGGAUCCGUCCAUCCCUCCACAGGAACCAAGAGGCUCCCCAAAAACAUAGAUGAUAGCACUGACCACUUUUGCCGAGCCCACAUGCUGCAAAAAGACAGAUACUCUAUUGACCUGCACAAAUACUUUUGCAUUAAUGUAUGUAAAUUUGUAAAGACACAAAUAUAUGUUUAUGCUCCAAAACUAUGCAUUUCAAGCUUGUUUAGCAUGUUAAAGGGAUGAAAAAAAUUUAAAUUCUGUCAUUAAUUACUCACCCUCAUGUCGUUCCAAACCGUAAGAUCUUCGUUCAUCUUCGGAACACAAAUUAAGAUAUUUUUGAUGAAAAACUGACACAUUUAAGGCCCAGAAAGAUAGUAAGGACAUCAUUAAAAUAGACCAUGUGACAUCAGUGGUUCAACUGUAAUGUUAUGAAUCUAUGAAAGUACUUUUUGUGCAAAAAGAAAACAAAAAUAACAACUUUAUUCAACAAUUUCUUCUCUUCCGUGUCAGUCUUCAACACAAUUCACGAGAGUACCACGAAUAAAUGGUGGUGGAGACUGACCGGAAGAAAUCAUUGAAUGAAGUCAUUAUUUUUGUUUUCUUUGCGCACAAAAAGUAUUCUCGUAGCUUCAUACGUCUGCUGUCUAUGAAGGGUCAGAAAGCUCUCAGAUUUCAUCAAAAAUAUCUUAAUUUGUGUUCUGAAGAUUAACGAAGGUCUUACUGGUUUGGAACAACAUAAGGAUAAAUUAUUAAUUACAAAAUUUUCUUUUUUGGGUGAACUAUCCCUUUAAGACACUUUUUCAAAAGCACAUUGUGAAUGUUUAGUUGAUUUAACACACUAGGACAGAUUCACUUUCAGAGAUGUCUGGGUACUUCAAUGUGAUUGCGCUGACUUGACAAAGCCUUCAAGCUAAAUCUAUCAAUUCAGCACAGUCCUACAGAUUAAUUAUAGUUUAAUUAUAUUUGUUUAAUUACAACUAUGGGCUUUUCAUUACCAAUUUGACAUUAUCAAAUAUGUGCGGUGGAGGGGGAAUAAAACAAUAUUUUAUUACAUGCUUUGCACAACAACUAUUAUAGACAUAUAAAAAAACAAUAACAAAUAAAAAUGACAAAAAUGAUAAAAAAGUAAAAUACAAAAAUAAAUACUAAUCCAAAUAUUCAAAAUCUAUAGUAGUAUCUAAAAAUAACUAAAACUACAACUUAAUAGAAACUAUAGACAGUCUAUAUAGUUUUUAUUAAGUUUUUGUUUUAGUUAUUUUAGCACAUCAAGUUUAAAGUAAGGUAGCCAGUGUCUGCGCUAAUGUCUAGUGUCUGCUAAAAAAAACUCAGAAUACCAUUGCAACCAUUUAGCAGAAUACUUAACUGUAAUUGCGUAACAACCAUUCAGUACACCCUAACCAACAUUUUUUUUUUUUAUGUUUAUGCAUGUAAAUGUACUGACAUAUAGAGUCAAUAUAAAAAUACAAAAACUUCAUAUGGUAAUAUUAUAUAUAUAUAUAUAUAUAUAUAUAUAUACACAUAUAUAUUAAAAAUAUAUUGGAAAACGCCUGCCCUAGAAACUGUUCAAAUAACUUAGCACCCAGAACACCAUAACACCAUAGCAAUGCUCUAGCAACCAGCCAAAACCCCCAAGCGGUGCUCUAGCAACCACCUAACUAUCUAUAUGUGUUUGAACUAUUCAAACUACACUCUAAAAAAGGCUGGGUAGUUUAAACCCAACUUUGGGUCAAAUAUGGAUUGACCCAACUUUUGGAUUAAAAAAAUGUAUUGAAAAAAUUAACCCAUCAGUUGGGUUAGUCCAUGUUUGACAACCCUGUUGUACACUUCAAGAGACUUUGUCAAGCCAACAGUGAAUGUUUGUCUUUUCUUUUCUAGUUUUUCCAUUUCCUAUUUUUAUUUUGGUGAAUGUAAAUGACAAGUAGAGUUGAUCUGUAAUAAAGAUGUUAAAUAG
This is a messenger RNA of Onychostoma macrolepis, 3343 nucleotides long. It is a transcript of the gene hepacamb, whose product is annotated as hepatic and glial cell adhesion molecule b. The transcript is spliced from 7 exons. The record is from RefSeq and is a predicted model, not a curated record. Bases 173 to 1465 code for a protein of 430 amino acids. Lineage: Eukaryota; Metazoa; Chordata; Actinopteri; Cypriniformes; Cyprinidae.